Molecule: messenger RNA, 2140 nt
Organism: Glycine soja
Lineage: Eukaryota; Viridiplantae; Streptophyta; Magnoliopsida; Fabales; Fabaceae
Product: sucrose transport protein SUC4-like
Exons: 6
Coding region: 176-1717 (513 amino acids)
Biological process (GO): transmembrane transport; sucrose transport
Cellular component (GO): plasma membrane; vacuole
Molecular function (GO): sucrose:proton symporter activity
Source: RefSeq, a predicted model, not a curated record
AAUAAUUUCCUACAGAAACAGAGUGACACUGCUACAGUGCACCACCUCCGGCGGAACCGAAGCCUCUCUCUCUCCUCCUGGUCUUGCGCGAUGCCCAGAGGAAUCGGUCAGAAUGAGAUUGUGAACAAGUUAGAGAGGGAGACAGAAGGGGCACGGAAUUUGGAAUUCAAACACAAUGGCGAAUCACGAAACCCAACAACAACAACAACAACAUCAACGCCCCCGCCAACACCGCCGGUCCAAGGGUCGACAUGCAGCGGCUCGACCGGCGGCCCCGGCUAGGGUUCCGCUGAGGAUGCUGCUGCGGGUAGCGUCGGUUGCCGGUGGCAUUCAGUUCGGGUGGGCCCUGCAGCUAUCUCUUCUCACGCCGUACGUGCAGCAGCUCGGGAUCCCGCACGUGUGGGCCAGCAUCAUAUGGCUCUGUGGGCCGCUCUCUGGGCUCCUGGUCCAGCCCCUGGUGGGCCACUUGAGCGACCGCUGCACUAGCCGCUUUGGCCGCCGAAGACCGUUUAUAUUGGGCGGAGCAUUGUCGAUCGUCGCCGCUGUUCUCAUCAUCGGUCACUCCGCUGACAUCGGGUGGUGGUUCGGCGACACCCUUGAGCAUCGCCCCUGGGCUGUCGGAGUUUUCGUUUUCGGGUUUUGGAUUUUGGACGUGGCUAACAACGUCACUCAGGGCCCUUGUAGAGCUUUGCUUGGUGAUCUCACUGGCAAGGAUCAAAGAAGGACACGUGUUGCAAAUGCUUAUUACUCCCUGUUUAUGGCUAUUGGUAAUAUUCUUGGAUAUGCAACUGGAUCAUACAGUGGUUGGUACAAGGUUUUUGCUUUCACACUUACCCCUGCAUGCAAUAUUAGUUGUGCAAAUCUCAAGUCUGCUUUCUUUCUCGACAUUAUUUUCAUUGCUGUCACCACAUAUAUAAGCAUUGUGGCAGCUAAAGAAGUGCCUCUAAGUUCAAGUGGAGCACACCCUGUUGAAGAAGCAGCAGCAGGGGAAUCAGGUACUGCAGGAGAAGCUUUCCUGUGGGAGCUAUUUGGGACAUUCAGAUAUUUUUCGACCCCUGUAUGGACAAUACUGACUGUUACUGCUCUAACAUGGAUUGGGUGGUUUCCAUUUCUCCUAUUUGAUACUGAUUGGAUGGGCCGAGAGAUUUAUGGUGGUGAGCCAAAUGAAGGCCCUAAUUAUGAUACUGGAGUUAGAAUGGGGGCACUUGGCUUACUGCUUAAUUCAGUUGUUCUUGGAGUAACGUCAGUACUCUUGGAGAGGCUAUGCAGGAAGCAGGGACCUGGGUUUCUGUGGGGAAUUUCAAAUAUCCUAAUGGCUGUCUGCUUUAUUUCAAUGCUUGUUGUAACCUAUGUGGCAAAUAACAUUGGCUAUGUAGGCAAAGAUCUACCACCAACUGGCAUUGUGAUAGCUUCAUUGAUAAUCUUUACCAUUCUUGGAUUUCCACUUGCAAUCACUUACAGCGUUCCAUAUGCCUUGAUUUCCACACACAUUCAGUCAUUGGGGCUUGGCCAAGGAUUGUCAAUGGGAGUCCUAAAUCUUGCAAUUGUGUUCCCACAGAUGGUGGUUUCCCUGGGAAGUGGACCAUGGGAUCAGCUAUUUGGUGGGGGAAACUCUCCAGCCUUUGGUGUGGCAGCUGUUGCAGCCCUUGCCAGUGGACUCAUAGCUGUCUUGUUUAUUCCCCGUCCUGGUGGUCAAAAGCCUCGAAGCCCUGUAUGAGUGAGAAUGCUCUGCUUUGUUCAACAUGAGGGACCCUCUACUGGCUGUAAGAAAAGAAAAAAAUUUCUUGAUGUAUAAGGAACAAUGUAAAAGAAGCAACUCUCAUAGCACUACUUUUCCAAACAUCUGGCAACUCUCAUAAUAAUCAUAAAAGCUGUCAUCAAAAUACUGAUUGAAAGAUUAUCUGCAAUCAGUGGAGAAUUUCUUCAUUGUAAAUCAGUUGCACCUGUAUAGGGUGUUGCUUUUAGAGGCUAAUGUGGUGGGAAUGUAGUUGAGGCAUCUUCUGUAGGUUCCAAAAUUACUCAUGGGCAGCAUCCUCGUUCCAACCAAUAUGGCCUGCUGCUGUUUGAGAAUUAUUCCACAUGAAAAAUUCUUUUUAUUUUGAGGCAGUGGUGAUUGUGCGUUGAUGCUUCAAGCAUGAUA